UUUCUUCUAAGAGGGUAGAAAAAGUGAGUUUGGAAAAUCCAUUCCACUCUCCCAGCAGUGGUGAGCUGGAAAUCUGUAUGAAAGGGAAGGCACAAAUUCCUUGUACCAUCUGUCCUCCCACCUCCCAAGAAAGAAAAAGCCUGCUAUCCAAAGCAUGGGGUCUAAUCCACAGAUGGCUACUUACACAUUAAAACAUUGUACUUUGACCUUCAUAAAGGUUUAGCAAGUGAGGCAUGAUAGUAUCUGGCCUUGCAAACCCUUCAGAACAGGACAAAACAAGGGCAAGGCUGUGUGUGAUUUAAUAGGCAAGGACAGUAACUUGUGGGGUUUUUCUCCUGUCUGCAGCUAAGCGGAGAUUAACAUGACCAAAACUGUUUAUUUUGGAAAGAAGAGUACAGGAGGGGAAUUCAGCACAGCAGAGAGACGACGAGUUAGAUACUGCUAUUUUCACUAAAAGAACAAUGAAUCUCUAACACAACUGAAGACAACAAGCUUAAUUUGACAAAACAUUUCUAAUGUAUUGCCCACAAGAAUUAAUGGGAAAGCAAAAAUUAUUUUAAUAUGUUUCCUUAAUAUUUGCAAUUGCAAUACCUGAGCUAUCCUUGAGAUGGUGCAAAAGACAUGCUGCUGGCUGACUGCUGCUCUCAUUAAGGGACCAGAAGACAGAAAAAGGAAAGUGCUAAUUAUAUCCCUAUGCUUUUCAGUUUUAAGAGUUUGUUUUCUUUUCAAUUGUUUGGAACAAGUCUCUGAAAACUGGCAACCCCUUACAGCAGAAGGGCUGUUGCUUUAAUAAUUAGCUAUUCUUAUUUGUCCCCAUUCUGGUUUUCCACCCCCCCCCCCCCCCCCCAAAUCUGCCACCUAAACUAUGCCACUAUUUCGUUGACCUGUGAUUUAUGACUUCUUACAAACAAAUUGUAAAGUCUAGGAAUGAAGAAAUCCUGGAUGAAAGAAGCUGGAGAAAAAGCAUGUGUCACAUUUUGAGUGAGAUAUUUUGAGUAGUAGUAAGAAGAAAGGAAAUUACUUGUUGAGCUUACUGAAGCAGCAACACGCUUUUAAAGAACUUGUGCUUAAUGCUUUAAAACAAAACUAAACCUUAUUUCUUUAUUAAAAUAAUGUAAAUAUUCAGCAAUAGCAAUUAUUCUUUCCAAGCCCUUUUACUGUGAUAAUACCCCAGUCCUUGCUAUCUUUCUGUAAUCUACAGACCCACCUGCAAGCUUGUAAUUUACUGACUCCCUCAAAACUUCCGUCCCGUUUGUUGUCUCCAUCAUCAUCACCAUCCUGUUAUUUACAGCUGUAAUAACAGCCAGCAAAAUUGUCCCUUACCAGAAAAGCUUCCCUCCUUCUCACUCUGCCUUCAUUGGAUCCUGCUCUUUUGAACAGAUCAGAACAGACAAAUGUAGCCACCCACCUCUAGGAGGAAAACUGAGCUGCAGCCCUGGUGAAACAUAAAGUUUAUUUGACUAAAGUGACGCAAAAAUUCUUGAAGAGCUCUUUGGCAGCAGAUUAUCUGGAAAUCAGACCAUGUGAGGGGGAUUGGUGUACAAAAACCUCACCAAGAUGCUGAGUUGCCCACAGGCUGACUUCCCGAGACUCUGAAGUAAAUGUGGGUGAAGGUUACUCGAGCUUGGAUAACACCAAGGAAAGCGCUUCAAACCCAUCUGAAAGACAGAAAUUGCCAGUAGAAGUCACAGGAUGAACUGAAAAUGAAAAUACAAGCCACACUAAACUCUGCCCUCAUUUUUGCAAACGGGGAGUCCCACAACCUCCCUGGUUGUGAAACCAGUGUUCAGAGGGAGAACGUGGUACCAGAAGACAGCAGAACUGUGUCUGCCUGUGAGUUGUCCAGCAACGCACAAAGUCCAGCAAAUCUGCCCGAGAGGUUAUAAGCCAGAUGGUGUUUGUGCCUUCAAUCUGAUGGAUUUAAAUAUGGAAGAGGAAUUCUAAAAGUGCUGGCAAUACACUGGGAAUAAAAGUGUGGGAAGACAAGCCACAAGGGGACUCUGUGCUGCUGUCCGUCUGCAAGUGAUCAGAACAAAUCUCGGACAAAAUGGAAAAAAAGGCAACAAGCAAUGAGACUGAGCCGCUGACUUCCAAGAAAGAUGUCUCAGACUGUAACGAAGGAGAAGAUUGUAAAGAGAACAGACUUCUGGUCAGGAACCCUAAAUCUGCCCUACGGCUAGUGGAGGAUGGCAAUAAAGUCCAUCCCAGCCAGGGAGAUAAAGGGGAGGCAGCUCAGAUCUCAAACGGUUAUUCAGGGGUUCAGAGCUCUGUUCCCUGCAAUGGAAUGGGAGAGGUGGAAGAUGCCCAGUGCACUGCCCCAGCAGCCACAACCACCACUACGACCACUACUUCUACCACCUGCGGAGCAGAAGGCCAGCAGCAGCUGAUGGAGCUAGAAGACAGAGAGACCUGGAGUAAAAAAAUUGACUUUCUACUCUCUGUCAUUGGAUAUGCAGUGGAUCUGGGAAAUGUGUGGAGAUUUCCUUAUAUAUGCUAUCAAAAUGGAGGAGGAGCAUUCCUCAUUCCUUACACAAUUAUGGCCAUCUUUGGAGGGAUUCCUCUCUUCUAUAUGGAACUAGCACUAGGACAGUACCACAGGAAUGGGUGUAUUUCAAUUUGGAGAAAAAUAUGUCCUAUAUUCAAAGGAAUUGGCUUUGCCAUCUGUAUAAUAGAUCUUUAUGUAGCCUCCUACUACAACACCAUUAUGGCCUGGGCCUUUUACUACCUCGUAUCCUCCUUCACGGCGGAGCUGCCAUGGACUAGCUGCACAAAUGCUUGGAACACGGGCAACUGCACUAACUACUUCAGCAAGGACAAUGUCAGCUGGUCCCUGCACUCCAUCUCUCCCGCAGAAGAAUUUUAUACCCGCCAAGUUCUACAGGUGCACAGGUCCAAUGGGCUGGAUGACCUGGGGGGCAUUAGCUGGCAAUUGACCCUCUGUUUAUUGUUAAUCUUCACCAUUGUAUACUUCAGCAUCUGGAAAGGGGUCAAAACAUCUGGCAAGGUGGUAUGGGUGACUGCCACAUUCCCUUACGUCAUACUCUUUAUCCUGCUAGUGAGAGGUGCGACUUUGCCUGGGGCUUGGAGAGGUGUCCUCUACUACUUAAAACCUGACUGGCAGAAACUCCUGGCCACUGAGGUUUGGGUGGAUGCAGCAGCUCAGAUUUUUUUCUCCCUUGGUCCAGGUUUUGGUGUCCUAUUGGCUUAUGCCAGCUACAACAAAUUCCAUAACAACUGCUACCAAGAUGCUCUGGUUACCAGUACCGUGAACUGUGUGACUAGUUUUGUGUCUGGAUUUGUCAUUUUCACUGUGCUGGGAUACAUGGCUGAGAUGAGGAAUGAAGAUGUAUCAGAGGUUGCCAAAGAUACUGGACCCAGCCUUCUCUUCAUUACGUAUGCUGAGGCCAUUGCAAACAUGCCUGCUUCCACUUUCUUUGCCAUCAUCUUUUUCCUGAUGUUACUCACGCUGGGAUUAGACAGCACGUUUGCAGGGCUAGAGGGAGUGAUUACUGGAGUACUGGAUGAAUUCCCGCAUGUCUGGAGCAAACGCAGGGAAUUGUUUGUCCUUGGUCUGACCAUCGUUUGCUUUUUGGGGUCAUUAGCAACCCUGACAUUUGGAGGUGCGUAUGUGGUAAAGCUGUUUGAAGAAUACGCCACUGGUCCAGCUGUCCUAACAGUCGUGUUUCUGGAAGCAGUUGCUGUGGCCUGGUUCUACGGCAUCACCCAGUUUUGCAAUGAUGUGAAAGAAAUGCUAGGCUUUACCCCAGGCUGGUACUGGCGAGUUUGCUGGGUAGCAAUUAGUCCCAUCUUCCUUCUGUUUGUCACUUGCAGCUUUCUGUCCAAUCCUCCUGAGCUACGGCUUUUUGAUUAUAAUUAUCCCUACUGGACUACAGUAGUGGGUUAUUGCAUAGGAACUUCUUCAGUCAUGUGUAUUCCAAUCUACAUGGUUUAUCGGUUGAUCAUCACUCCAGGAACACUGAAGGAGCGUGUUCUGAAAAGCAUUACUCCAGAAACAGCUACAGAAAUUCCUUUUGGAGACAUCCGCAUGAAUGCAGUAUAAGCUGACCUGUUUUCUGGGGGGAAGAGAGGGAGAGCAUAAAAUAUAACUUUCCCCACACUCUCCCACCCAAAGAAUUACGUUUCCAGCUGAGACAACAAAGGGAGGAGUUUUCUGUGGAGGUUGCAUCACUGACAACAGGCAUUUGGAAACAUGAUGCCUCCAGCACAUUUAUCCAAGCAAUUCAAUGAAAUCUACUGUGCACUUCUAACCAGACUGAACUGACUGAGAACUAAUUCAUUCUGGAAACAUGAGGAUGGCUGUGUGCAUGAGAAUACCACUACUCCAUGCACGGGCACUGGGGCUGUUUGAAAGUGUGCGUGAUUGCACAAGCCACUAUAGGACGAAUAUCAGCGGAUAGGACUAGGUGUAGAAUCCCAAGUCUGUGGCAGUACUCCUGUAUCUUCCUCAAUGUGAUCGUUCAUACUGGGCAAUGUCAUAUUCGCUUCUAAGGUUCUAAUUGCUUAAACUACAUUGAAAAACACAAAAAUAUUUCUGAUAGCCAUACAUUACUCAAGUAACACAGGGUUUUAUAAACUAGAAAAAAAAUCAGUAAAUUCCCUAGGUUUGUAGUGGAGUAGACAGAGGAAGAGGAAACAAUCCUGAGCAGCACUAUAUACAGCUCUGCAUACAUUAGCACACACAUCUGAUAGCAUUAUCCUCCCUUUCCUGCAUUUUGUAGAUGGUAACAGUUUCUAUUGUUUCUUGCAUAACAAAUACCACAAAAGCAUUUUUUGUAAUGUUGUAGCCUUCACUUUCCUUUAGACCCAAUUAAGCUGCAAAAACUCAUCAUGGGUUACUUGACAAGAACCUAAGUUGCUAGCACUUACUAUACUGUUUUCAUAACUCAUCUAAAUAUUCACAAAAUCAUUGUCCUGACAGACCUAACACUUACACGUAAAGAAACUACAGACCAACAAUGAAUUUUUGAGUUCCGAUGCCAAAAAGUGGAAUCUUAAAAAUCUGCUUCUCUGCUUUUUGGUUUUUAUUUAAAUUUAAGUUCAUGCCUAAAAUUU
Molecule: messenger RNA, 5073 nt
Organism: Harpia harpyja (harpy eagle)
Lineage: Eukaryota; Metazoa; Chordata; Aves; Accipitriformes; Accipitridae
Gene: SLC6A4
Product: solute carrier family 6 member 4
Exons: 15
Coding region: 2048-4060 (670 amino acids)
Biological process (GO): sodium ion transmembrane transport; serotonin uptake
Cellular component (GO): plasma membrane; neuron projection
Molecular function (GO): serotonin:sodium:chloride symporter activity; serotonin binding
Source: RefSeq, a predicted model, not a curated record